This is a messenger RNA of Aricia agestis (brown argus), 2156 nucleotides long. Its product is annotated as ITG-like peptide. The record is from RefSeq and is a predicted model, not a curated record. NCBI's taxonomy places the organism in Eukaryota, Metazoa, Arthropoda, Insecta, Lepidoptera, Lycaenidae. The transcript is spliced from 8 exons. The coding region runs from base 68 to 1147 and encodes 359 amino acids.
UUACACCAAAUAUUAUAUAUAAGUGAAAACAUUAUUUUAGUGUACAUUUUUUUGUGUCAACGUUAUAAUGUCCACGAAAAUUGCAAUAGUUUUGUUUCUGAUAGGCGUGUGCGCGCUGACGCAACCGGUCACGGCGACCAACGUCCAGCUGCCCGCAGUGUACCCGCUGGUGAACGUGCUCUUGCCCCUCCUGAACAACGUCUACAACCUGCUCCUCUCCCUCCUCUCCAUCUUCGACUCCCUUCCUCCAUCAGUCUGCAGUCUCAUCCCCGUGGACUUAAGCGCUCUGGAAACUUCCCUUCUGAAGUUGUACUCACAAGCGCUGGCUAUAGUCAACUUCCUGCGUUCAUUACCCGAGUACGCUGCGGGUGCUAACGCGAAAACGCCAUCUACCGGCGUCACAAACCUCCAAGGACUUUUGACUACCCUCAUAUCGACUGUAACGGAUUUAGCUGAUGACGUGCUGAUCGGCAUCGGCGGUGGUCUCCUGCCUGGUCUCCUGCAUACGACAAUGAUGUUGCCCACGCUCGUGCUGGUGGUGGUGUUGGGCGGCGCCCACGCGUGGGGCGGGCUGUUUAACCGCUUCAGCAGCGACAUGCUCGCCAACCUUGGUUACGGCCGCAGCAACUACCGCUACCCUUAUGGACAGGUGGAGCCCGAGGAGAUCUACGCAGAGGCUCUGGAGGGCAACCGCAUCGAGGACGCCGACGACACCCACUGCUACAACUCCCCCUGCGUCACCAACGAGGACUGCUGCCGUGGACUGAUGUGUUUCGCUACUGAAUACGGAGGGACGUGCCUGCCGGCGUUCUCGGCUCGCAAGCUGGGUGAGAUCUGCAACCGGGAGAACCAGUGCGACGCUGGCCUGGUCUGCGAGGAGGUGGCUCCAGGGGAAAUGCACGUCUGCCGGCCGCCGUCCGUCGCGCACAAGCAGUACAAUGAGGACUGCAACACCUCCAGCGAGUGCGAUAUCUCGCGCGGCCUGUGCUGCAUCAUGCAGCGCCGCCACCGCCAGAAGCCGCGCAAGAGCUGCGGCUACUUCAAGGAGCCCCUGGUGUGCAUUGGUCCGGUGGCGACCGACCAAGUGCGAGAGGUCGUCCAGCACACGGCCGGGGAAAAGCGCCUCGGCUUGUACCGCAUGCACUAAGCUGGCCCAUGACUUCUCUUCCGCUCCAUGGAGGUACCUGUACUUCGCUCCUCACUUCGGAGAUUGCGCCUCUACACAUCUACGACUGUCUUCGUUAUGGUGGCACGGUAGUGCACAGCCAAGUCUUUAAUAUUUUUACAUUUGUAAGUUUAUUCUCCUGAGCGCUUAUGAAAAAAAUACUGUUGUAAUUCCUUUUCGGUAAAAAAUAUCGUUUAUUUUUUGUCUUUGUGUUGUAAUGUAGCUUCAACCUCUGCUUAUUUUCCCUUUGAAUACAAUUAUCAAUUUAACUUUGUAAUUUUAUAUUGAUAAAUGUUUUUGAAGUCCUAACGAUAAAUACGACGACAACUUGCUUUGAACCAUGGCCGCCGAUCGUCCUUACGUUUUAAUUUAUAAUCUUAAUAAAAAUAAAAAUAAAUAUUAAGUCAUUACUAGCGGUAAGAUUUUUUGGUUACUCGGCAUCUAGCGUAGACGUAAUCUCGGUGUACUGUCUUAUGAGUGUUAUAUCACGAACGUUAUUAGAACUACGUUUAAACUAAACAUAAUUAGGAUAGUUUCGAAAUAUUAAAAUAAACAUAUCCUGGCUGAGGCAUAUAUUAGAUUUUAAAUAUAUCGGUGUUAAACUAAGGAUUUAAGUAAGAGUAAUAUUUUUUGCUUUUUUUCUAAUAUUACUAUGAUAGGUGCCUAGAUAAAAACAUACAUAUCAUUGUAACUUUGUUUUUAAUAUAUAAUCCUAGUGUAAACAAUUGAAACAUAUCAAAUUUUCGCGAGUUAUACUAGUGUAAGUCUGUGAUGUCUGUAUUUUAUUAAAGUUAUUAUAUUAAAAGCAAAUGGAAUUCAAAUAUUUUUCUGCCAAAUUGUAAUCGACGUUGAAGAUAUAUAAUAUCUUAUGGCCUAACGCUUCAUAGACCGCCCAGCGCGGUGUUACUAUAUAGUACGUUGUUGUUCCCCUCAGAUGUUACUAAUUAUCGUGUACUAUGUGUUGAAAUAUACAAGAGAUAUAAAAAGCAAA